This is a messenger RNA of Ixodes scapularis (black-legged tick), 1901 nucleotides long. RefSeq names its product probable glutamate receptor. Bases 488 to 1891 code for a protein of 467 amino acids. Lineage: Eukaryota; Metazoa; Arthropoda; Arachnida; Ixodida; Ixodidae. The transcript has 9 exons. Gene Ontology annotation, cellular component: membrane. The record is from RefSeq and is a predicted model, not a curated record. Gene Ontology annotation, molecular function: ligand-gated monoatomic ion channel activity.
UAAAAUGUCCUACUACAGUACAACUGACAAACUGAGGGAUCUAAGAUCUGUGCAGUCUGUUCCAUUCUGUCCUACCCGUGACGUCACAAACGACGACAAUAGCUAGAGAAGCAUCCCCUGUGACUUGUGCAUGCCACCAAUAGGGUGGGCUAGAUUUCGGAGAGGGGGGGCUUAAGCACCAUAAGCUUUCCCCCCUCCUCCUGGCUAUGCAAGUGUUCAUGCCUCCCUUUGUUUCUAGAGUAAGCCUGGAGCACCAUUGCAGGUUGAGAUUUGUAGAUUUCAAAAGUCGCUUUGAAUGACAGCACACAGCCCAGCGUAUUGGCUUGCCGCUGUGCAAUGAAGAAACAAAUUGAUUUAACUCUGAUAGGACCAAGCUGGCAGCUCGGUUCUAUGGUACGAUCCGCACGCCGCGUUCAGCGAAACCCCACAGGGUAUCAAGGUGACCACGGGCCUUCUUGGAGACAUCAUACGGGAGCUUUCAAACUCCAUGAAGUUCAACUACACAGUGUCCUUCACGCCGGAAAGAACCCUCGGCAUUCGACACCCCAACGGCUCCUGGACGGGACUGAUUGGCUCCCUUCAACGAGAUGAAGGAGACUUCGCCCUGGGACUCAUGAUCCCAACAAACUCCCGCAACGCGAUUGCCCGCCCCACCACAGAGGUGUACAUCGACGAGAUUACCAUCUUGGCUGGCAGGACGCACUCCAAGAGCAUGAACGUCUUCUCCUACGUGCUCACUUUCGACUGGCAGGCAAGCCAACCUGGUGGCCACAAUGGACGCAAUCUGCAUGUGCACACUUCAGUGCCCACAGCAAAGUCACCUAGCAGCACAGAGCUCUCGGCUAGCCAGAGAGCCAUUCAUUUGUGUCUCAUUGACACGGACUCUCCCACUCCCCCAAAAAGUUUCCAUAGUGUGUGGGUGUGCGUGGUCAUCGCCAUGUUCACCCUUGCCUUCCUUUCCACGGGUUUCGACUACUUCUACGAGCACACCGUCCGGAAUCGAAAGUCGUUUUCAGAGCGCUUCUUCACUCAUCUGUGGGAGUACUUCGAGAACCUCCUUGGCAAAGGCUCGUCGGUCGAGAGCGACUGGCACGCCACCAGGCUGCUCAGCGGCUUCUGGUGGAUAGGCGUCACCGUGCUGGUGUUUGCCUUUGCGGGCCAGAUGAGGGCCUGCCUUAUGGUCAAGUCGCAGGAAGCCAUGAUCCGCAACGUGGACGACCUCGCACGCCGCUCCAACGUCAAGCCGUACACCCUCUCGGGCAGCAUUCUGACCACCAUCUUGCGCAACUCCAAGAAACCGUCUUACACAAAAGUCUUCCAGCGGAUCGUGAAGGGCCGCGGCCAGACGGAGCUCCACCAGAUCUACGGCCCCAAGAUCCUCAAGGAAGUCGUGCAGGGAAAGUCGGUCGUGAUUGCCGACCGCGGAUCUUUCACUUACAAGGUCGCCCGCACGUGCAGAAAUUACACGGACGGUGAGUUCUACAUUGCGGCUGAGCCCAUCCUCAACUUCCGCUUCGUCAUGUACCUCAGCGCCACCAUGGACCCGAGGACCCAGUGGGAGAUCAACCGGAGGCUCGUCUGGCUUCGGGAGAACGGCAUCGUGGGCAAGUGGAUCAAGAACAUGCUGGGAGACUGGGAACACUGCCGCCAGGAGAGCAGCAGGGUCACGCUGUCCUUCGAGGACACCUACGCCAUCUUCGUCAUGUGGGCCCUCCUCAUUGCCGCCUCGCUUGUGGCGUUCGGCUGCGAGAAACUGCACCAUGCCUGCACCGCCGCCAAGGAACGGCCGUCUCAGCGACCGGGACCGAUUCUCGGCUGGGGCGUCACAACAGUCUCACGCAAGCAUCCCAAGGUCGCCAAGCCGUUUCAGGCAUACAACUUCAAGGUGUAGCUUACAGUCG